Molecule: messenger RNA, 1206 nt
Organism: [Torrubiella] hemipterigena
Lineage: Eukaryota; Fungi; Ascomycota; Sordariomycetes; Hypocreales; Clavicipitaceae
Source: the annotation of a GenBank genome assembly
AUGUCCAUCUUCUCCAGCCUCCGCAAGAGCCGCCGUCAGGCCAAGGAGCACGCCGCCAAGGUGGCCGAGCAGAAGCGCCAGGAAGAAGCUGGCCGCGAGCCGUACCGUCACGUCCCUACCCACGCUGCCGCCGACGCCAUAGCAUGCGCGCCGCCCAGCUGGAGGGAGCAGUCGGACCGCCCCAAGAUUCUUGAGCAGAACCGCCGCCGCAGUGCCAUGGCUGCUGCUGGACACAACAUGAGCAUCCCCGGCAUCCCUCGUGUUGGUAGCUCUCUAUCUCACGUCUCCUACCCAGGCGAGCAGGUCCCCGUGGCUAUGCGCCUCCCUCGCGCCCAGAGCUACACCAACAUGUACCCGUACCAGAACCGCGGCGAUGUCAUCUACUCCAUGCCCGAUGCCUCGCUGUCCCAAGCCUCGUGGAAAGGCAAGGAAGUAAACAGACAAUAUGCCUACGGCUACGAUACGCCGCGCAUCAGCCCUACCCCCAGCAAAGACCCUCACACACGCGAGCACUCAUCCACCGGCUCAACAUCGUCUCAGGACGAGCUCGAGAUGAAGCCCACCACCCGCACCGCCGACGCCGCCCCCGUCCACCGUCUUCACCCCAGCCACAGCCGCCGCACAUCAGACGCCUCGGAUAAGCAGUACACCACAGCGCCCAUCAAGCCCGUGUCGACAUCGCACCAGGCACGCCCUCCUCCCACCACCCGUGGCCGCCCUACCUUCAUCACGGGCUCCGCCUCUGUCCCGGCCCUCUCAUCCUCGCCAAACGGCAUGUCCUCGCGCCCGCCAGUGACCAACCGCCACAGCUUCAACAACCGCGACUCCCUCAAGACCGUCAGCUUCUCGGGCGGCGACUUGGCCGUGGAGAUUCCCAGCCCGCCCUCUAGCCGCCGCACAUCGCGAGACCGCCGCACACGCUCCCGCAUGAUGGAGAUGGAGCGAGUCGACUCUGUUUCUGAUGAGGUUGCCGCCGCCACUGACGCCGCUCUAUCGACAGACCCAGACGUCCAGGUCCGCGUGUAUCGCGAGCAGCAGCUCGUCACUCCCCCCGAAGAGAUGGCCAAUGUCUUCCCGGAAGCCACGUAUGUCGAGCCCAAGCCCGCGCCCACCAAGAACAAGCGCCUCAGCAAGGUCCAGGGCGGCAGCAAGCCUGCCAAGAAGAACCGGUGGUCGUUCUCGCGACGCGCCGAAGUUGCCGUAUAA